This is a messenger RNA of Manduca sexta (tobacco hornworm), 1091 nucleotides long. RefSeq lists its product as uncharacterized. NCBI's taxonomy places the organism in Eukaryota, Metazoa, Arthropoda, Insecta, Lepidoptera, Sphingidae. The record is from RefSeq and is a predicted model, not a curated record. The transcript has 3 exons. Bases 326 to 1033 code for a protein of 235 amino acids.
UUGCAACAAAACUUUUAUUUAAAAUUUAAGUCUUCAAUAAAAAGGUUUUUUGAGAAUAAAUUAUUUUCUGUCAUUCAAUAAUGUCAAUCAAUUCUCUGAGGUCAAUUCCAAUUAGUUGUGAUUAUUAUAAUAUUUUUUGGUUGUGAAUUGUGAUUGGCAUUCAGUGAUUUACGAAACCAUACAAAACUGAUAAAAAUACUAUGACGUAAAUCACUUGUUCGAUCACGAGAUUCAACCAGCGAUAUAUUAAAAAUUCUCUGCACAAGCACUCCAAUUGUCCUAAUUAGGGAAAGUUUUAAAACAUAUACUUAAUCCAAGUAAGAUCAUGGAGUCUGUAUCAGGAUCAAGGACGAGCUCGGCAUCCUUAGAAAAGAAAAACGUGUCCAAAAUUAAAGCCGCUUCUGCCCCUAUUUAUCCCUUACCUAAACAAGAGGAAACCCAACUAAAAGUUCAGAUAUCAGCUCCGUCGUAUUUGUUCUCAUUAAAAGAGAACGAAACCCCACCAUUUGUAAAACCGGGGCGGGAAGCGAGACCUAAAUUACUUAUAGGCACUAUUAUGGACGAAGAUGAUGUGGUCGCUAUGAUAGCUGCUGCAGAUAUUGAUAAAAUAGGUGGACUUCAGAGAUUUAUAGGUAACACACUCGUCGAGAAGAAGAUUAUAGUAAACUACAAUCUACCAGAGAAAAUAUUCCUAACUAGUCUCAUAUCAGAGACUAUUGAGUAUGCGGCUCAGCGGGACUUCCCCGCGUUCAAACAGGCCUGCCUCUUGACCAUAUACUUAAGUUCUCACCUGUACUUCAAAUGGUACUACUGGCAGUCGCCUACCGCUGUCUGGCUUUACUUUAAGGAGUUGAUGAUACGGCAUACCAUUGAGGAUUCUCCAGAUGGUGAGGAAGUGUUUGAGCCGGAGGAAUGUUACGAUAUUAUAACGCAUUUCCACACGGUGUACCUAACCAACUUGCCUCUGGUACACAUCCUGACGUUCGGCGCGUAUCGUCUCAAGUUUUCGUGGCCGUUCAAGCAAAAAGCGUAAUACUCGGUUAAUAUUUGUUAUUGGUGUUAUAAAAAUAAAUAAUUACUGCUAAUAUCAA